Messenger RNA from Populus nigra (black poplar), 829 nucleotides. RefSeq lists its product as uncharacterized. Bases 4 to 486 code for a protein of 160 amino acids. NCBI's taxonomy places the organism in Eukaryota, Viridiplantae, Streptophyta, Magnoliopsida, Malpighiales, Salicaceae. The record is from RefSeq and is a predicted model, not a curated record. The transcript has 2 exons.
UUCAUGUUAUAUAAAUCUGGAGAACUCCCCAAGUUUGAAGAGACAAGCAAUGCUUUACCCAGCUUGAGUCCUGUCAUUGAAGUAGAGAGCAAUGAUAGAAAGAACAAAAAUAUAUCGAUAGAAACAGAAGUGAAAGAAAAAGAAUUGUCUGAUUCUGAAGAAAUGGAACCUAAAUCAACAGCUGAUAUCAAUACCAAAAAGGAGGUUCUGGUUGCAACAGAGAAAAUUAGCUGUCAGGAAAUGAUGCCUCCUGUUGAGGAGGUUCAAGUCUCCUUCUCCAGUAGUAACAGAUCAUUUCAAUUCCCACUAUUCGAUUCUACUUCAGGAAGGACAACUUCUUUCCAUGAGGUGACGGGGAAGCAUCCCUCGGAGAAGCACUCGCAACAGGAGCCACCAAAGCCUGCAGAAACCACCCCUGGAACAAACCCUAAGGCUGCAGGAAAUAGUUGGUUUUCUUGCUUCUCCUGCUGCUCACUUGGAUGUUAAAAGAGAAUUCUUCAUAACUAUUUUAACACCAACCUCUGUAAAUCUCCCUCUUCAUCGAAAAUUCCUGCCCUGUCCAUCGGAUCUAAAUAUGAACCAUAUUUUCUGCAAUUGUUGUUUCUUGUAUUGGUGAUUCUUCUUCCAAUGCAAAACCUUAGAGCUUGUACAGUCAAGGUAUAGAAAUCACCAUCUAAACUAAUUAAGUUGUAGAACCUACAGUCUUCAUUCAAUCCUGUGGGAGAAGUUUGGCUUUUAGAUUUUGAAAAAAGGAAGUCAACGUAAGAAUCAUGUACGAAGAUCUAUUGAUUUAGAAAUUCCAGAGGGAAAAUCAUGGGUUGGAUUCUUA